This is a messenger RNA of Coregonus clupeaformis (lake whitefish), 381 nucleotides long. RefSeq names its product CKLF-like MARVEL transmembrane domain-containing protein 8. The annotation marks the transcript as partial. The record is from RefSeq and is a predicted model, not a curated record. Gene Ontology annotation, biological process: myelination. Gene Ontology annotation, molecular function: structural constituent of myelin sheath. NCBI's taxonomy places the organism in Eukaryota, Metazoa, Chordata, Actinopteri, Salmoniformes, Salmonidae. The transcript has 3 exons. Gene Ontology annotation, cellular component: membrane.
GUGUUUGGUCUGCUGGUAUGGACGCUGAUAGCGGGGACAAACUACUUCCGUGUGUCUGCCUUUGGGUGGGUCAUGUUUGUGGCCAUCUUGUACUGGGUCCUGACAGUCAUCUUCCUCAUCAUCUACCUGACCAUGGCUUACAACAGGAUCCCUCAGGUCCCCUGGACAGCUGUGGGCCUGUUCUUCAACAGUAGUGCUACAGUGAUGUAUGUGGUGGCAGCAGCAGUGGAUGCAGCCUCAAUCAGCCAUGCUGUUAAAGGGCGCCAUAACUACAACUGCUGGGUAGCAUCCACGUUCUUUGCCUUCCUGGUCACGCUCUGCUAUGCAGGAAGUACGUAUAUAAGUUUUCAAUUGUGGCGAUCGAGGGAUGAGGAACAAUAA